Messenger RNA from Ruditapes philippinarum (Manila clam), 3350 nucleotides. RefSeq names its product unconventional myosin-XIX-like. Bases 90 to 3335 code for a protein of 1081 amino acids. The record is from RefSeq and is a predicted model, not a curated record. Gene Ontology annotation, cellular component: actin cytoskeleton; vesicle; myosin complex. Gene Ontology annotation, molecular function: ATP binding; actin filament binding; microfilament motor activity. The transcript is spliced from 22 exons. Gene Ontology annotation, biological process: vesicle transport along actin filament; actin filament organization. NCBI's taxonomy places the organism in Eukaryota, Metazoa, Mollusca, Bivalvia, Venerida, Veneridae.
AAAAAAAAAUGGAGCGGGAGGUUUGAAAAUGAAAUUUUGAAGCCAUUUUAAUUAAAUUUCAAAUUUGAACUAUUGAAACCGUGUCAAGUAUGGGAAGUGAAGAUUGCAUUUAUAAUUUCCUGCCAGGAAUGCUUGUUUAUGUCAAAGAUGUAACAAAAAUCUGGGAAGAUGGUGUUGUAACAAGUGUUAGCAAAAAUAAAUGUACUGUUGCUGUUACAAAUAAAAAGGAGACAAAGGAGUAUUUGGUAAAUGACAUUUUACCCAGGUCAGAGCAAUGCUUGCAGACAGUUCAAAGUCUCACAGACCUUUCACCUAUCAAUCAAGCUUCAGUGCUAUGCUGCCUUGAAGAGAGAUUUGCAGAUGGUCAGUUCUAUACAAACGCAGGCAGUACAAUAGUUGCAGUUAAUCCAUUCCGAAGCGUUGACCAUUUAUAUACAUUAGAAACUGUGUUAGCUUAUCACAGACACCAUGAGGAUGUUCCACACAUAUAUAAAGUUGGGAAUGAAGCAUAUACAAGAUUGUGUAGAGAAUUGGGACAUAUAAACCAGUGUAUAAUUGUGAGUGGAGAAAGUGGGUCUGGCAAGACAGUAUCUGCAAAGCAUCUAUUGAGGUACAUGACAGUGGUUUCAAAUUCUUUGAUAGAUGAAAAGUUUAAACCCAGAGCAAAAGUAUGUGAGUCAAUAGAGCAGAAGAUUUUAGAUUCAAAUCCAAUACUGGAAGCUUUUGGUAACGCUGUCACCCAACGAAAUGAUAACAGUUCAAGAUUUGGCAAGUUUAUACAGCUCCAGUUCUCAAGAGGUGGUGAUAUGAUGGGAGCAGAGAUCAAGACAUACCUACUAGAGAAAACACGAGUGGUACAUCAGUUACAAGGGGAGGCAAACUUUCAUAUCUUCUACCAGAUAAUGGAAAGUGUGUGUCAGUCUGGAGAUACAGUUCUAGGUAAAUUGGUUCAAGACAUGGGAAAAGAUACCUUUAAAGUUUUACCUGUUGGAAAAGAUAUUGCCACAAACAGAGAUCUGCAGGAAACUCUUAAGGCAAUGACUCAGAUUGGUAUACCUGAGACCAUGCAAGGGGAAAUAACUAAGGUGCUGGUGGCAAUUUUGUUCCUUUGUAAUGUAGAGAUAAAGCCCCUGGAAGAUGAACUCUGUCAGUUGUUACAAGAACAAGAAGACAGAUUUUUAGACACUGGAUUUGUUGACCUUGAAGGUGCAAGUGGAAUGACAGAGACAAGUUUACAGCAAGCUGGUGACUUACUGGGUUUACAGUCAUCUCAUAUGGAACAGGUCUUGUUAUACCGACAUAUAGAAUCGGGCGGCAAUAAGCGUCGGAGCGUGUUCGUUAAACCUGUACCACAGAGAGAGGCAUACAGUAGACGGGACUGUCUAGCUACCGUCUUAUACUCAAGAUUAUUUGAUUGGCUAGUUGGAUUUAUAAACACCCAGAUACAUGGUAGUGGAUAUGAUCAUACGAUAGGUUUGUUGGAUAUCUAUGGGUUUGAAGCGUUUGAGAGGAACAGUUUAGAACAGUUAUGUAUAAACUAUGCUAAUGAGAAACUUCAGCAGCACUAUGUUAAACAUUUCCUUAAAGAUUUGCAGAAAGAGUAUGAGGAGGAGUGUAUAGACUGGCAACAUUUAACAUACAAUGAUAACCAACCUUGUCUUGAUAUAUUAGAGGGUCAACCAAGUGUUUUUGGUCUUCUAAAUGAGGAUGUUCAACUGAACAGAAAGACAGACACUGUACAUUUAUGUGACAGGAUACUUCAGUUAUCACAGACAUCAUCUAGUUAUAUAAAAAGACCGAAGAAUUAUAUGAAGAUAGCCGGGUUUACAGUGAGUCACUAUGCUGGUGAUGUGACAUACACAGGUGAUGGUUUGUCCACCAAGAAUAGAGACAACAUUCCACAGGAACUUAUUAGUAUGUUGAGGGGUAGUAAGAACAAGUUUGUAUCUGAUUUGUUCAACGACUUUGUGACAGAAGAACAGCAGCCAGGCCGUACUAGUAAAAGAAAAACAGUUCUUGGUAAAUUUAAGACUUCACUAGACAGUCUAAUGUCAUCACUGCAAGCAUCGGAUGUUCAUUAUAUACGUUGUAUAAAACCAAACACCCACAGCGUGCCACAUAAGUUUGACCGUCGUUAUGUGAUGGCUCAGUUAACAGCUAGUGGUAUCAUAGAAACAGUCAAGAUCAGCUGUCUAGGUUACCCUGUCAGGAUCAAGUACCCGAUGUUCCUGCAGAGAUAUGGUCUGCUUAUACGUAAUGCAAGAACGCCGCCACAGUCGGAGACAGAGAACACGUGUGACACAGAUACCUUGUACGACCCACUAGAUGCACUGUAUCGUAAACAACUUGAUAUGGUCUCUGUAGACUCACCAAAAAAGAGAAAUAAUACACCAAAAAGAAGGUUGAGGAGAAGGGCAGGAUUGUCAAGUGCAGACCACACCAGGCGAUGUAGUGCUGCUGUGUUGACUUUACAGUUUGGUAAUUGUAAGGGUCUUACGAAGCAGUUUGGUAGAAGUAAAUUGUUUUUACAUCAGCAUCAGGUUGACAGUCUAGAGAAAACAAGAUAUGAUAUUAUAUCAUCAAAGGCGGCCAUGAUUCAAGGUUUGUGGAGAAGGUAUAUUAAAUGUUGUAGAGCAAAGAGACAGCAUCAGGCAGCAAGUGUGAUACAGUCAGCUUGGAGAAAAUACAGACAACAUAAACAUUCCACAGCUGUGUUAAAAAUACAGAAAACAUUCCGUAUGUAUUUUGCAAGAAAAAGACUCAGGAAAAUUGUGGCAACGAUGAAGGAGAGAAAACAGAAGAAGGAGAAGACAUCUUGGAAACCAAUUCUUGACAUGAGGAGGACAUCGCCAGGUACUGGAAGGUUAAGUCGCAGUAGUGAAAGGUCAGAUACGUCGCUUGAUAGGUCAUUAGAGCCAGAAUGCAGCAGUUCAAAUUCAAACACUUCUAGUCCAUCUGUCUCAAAAUCUGAAACUAAUGUGCACUCCUUCACCAUAAGUACCCCUAGAAAAUCUCCAAAAUGGCGGAGAUCUGAUAGACUAAAUAAUAAACAAAAUAAGAACAAAGAAAAUAAUGUGAUAAUUCGAGCUAAUCCUAAAGGUAGACCUGACAUGAGUAAGUACAGUCCUGUAAAGUUGCUGCGAUCUUACAGUAAACUGUCAGCCACAAAACGUUCCAAUUCUAGCGUUGCCAUGGAUACAGGAAGUGAAGGUCAUACCCAUGAAGAUCCUGACGUCUCUCCGAGAAAGAAACAAAAGAUGGCAGAUAGUUCUGUACAAGGUGCAUUUCAUCUACAAAAUGGUAUACUGACACGAAGAUGUAUACCUAAGGUAUGAUUGUAUAGUAAUUUA